Molecule: messenger RNA, 1829 nt
Organism: Momordica charantia (bitter melon)
Lineage: Eukaryota; Viridiplantae; Streptophyta; Magnoliopsida; Cucurbitales; Cucurbitaceae
Source: RefSeq, a predicted model, not a curated record
GGUUUUCUUGUGAAUCUGAUCUGUUUCCUCUGUGGACUAUAUGCAUUAAUUGACUCAUUUUUCCUCCUGGGGUUGGGCUUUAGUGCCUUCUUUGUUUUGUCGAAAUGUGAAGCUCAUCUACUGCCACUUAGAUUUUUUAUUUUUUCUUUGCUAAUCUGUGCUUGACAUUGCUAGAACUUUGCCUCUUAGACUGAAGAUAUUAUUUAUUUAGGAGUUUGACUUCUGCUUUCUCUUUUGAGUUACCGUUAUAACUUGGAUCUUGGGAUAAUCUAGUUGGAUAUGAAAUCACCAGGUCUAAGUUAUGAUUAGUUUCAUAGUGAGUUGUCCAUUUUUGAACUAAUUUUCAGCAUUCUUUAGCAAAGAGACCAAAAUCCAUCCCCAGAUUCAAGUUGAGUUUCAUACUUGAUAGUGUGUGUUGGCUGCAUUUUUCACUUAUUUGGCCUGGCUUUGCUUGUGGGACUAUACAAGGAAUCUUAUUAGGGGAGUACAAUAAAGGUUCCAGAAGGAAAGACCCAAAAAACUUGAAUGAUGUCAUGGGAUGGAACUGAAAUUUGCAGCUGGAGGGGAUCCACUUGUACUGGAUUUUCUCCAGUUUUUUGGAUCUACAGGGACCUAGUCCUGUGCUAUAGAUAAAACGUCUACCCGCUGUUGAAGUUCGAAUAAACCGAUUGACGGGAUGUGGGAACAUAGACAUAUGGAAUGGACAAAAGAUCUUGCAGAGCUAGAGACUUGAUUAGAUCCCAAGAAGAACUGAAUGCUACAUCAUUGUAAAAGAAGAGGAAGAAAGGCUGAGACUAAGUGUCAAUUGAUUCCUGGUUUCACCCUCAACCAUGAAAUCUGGAUCAGAGAAUGGAUGGCAUUCCAUCAAGUCUCUUCAUUUUAGAGGUAAACCAGCCAGCAAUUUUUGCUUGUUUCAGAAGGUGAAGGCAUCUGCCCGUACUCCGGGCGAAACUCCCGUCUAUCUCAACGUGUAUGACUUGACACCCGCAAAUGGCUACGUCUACUGGGCCGGGCUUGGAAUCUUCCACUCCGGUGUAGAAGUUUAUGGCAUUGAAUAUGCCUUCGGAGCCCACGACUACCCGACAAGUGGUAUCUUCGAGGUCGAACCCCGAACAUGCCCUGGCUUCAAGUUUAGGAAAUCAAUUUAUAUCGGUACAACUUGCUUGGAUCCAAUCCAAGUUAGAGACUUCAUGGAGCGUCAAUCAACAAACUAUCAUGGCGAUUCGUAUCAUUUGAUCGUGAAGAAUUGCAACCAUUUCUGUGAGGAUAUAUGUAAAAAGCUAACCGGGAAAUGCAUACCGAAAUGGAUUAAUCGGCUUGCAAGAAUAGGUUCAAAAUGCAACUGCAUACUCCCAAAGGCACUUAAGGCCUCUACAGUGCAACACGACCCGAGAUUUGAGGGACACGACAGCGAAAAGAAAAGACUGAGGAGCGGCUUCAGUUGCUUAUCCUCAAUCUCAAUGAAUCAGAAGGAAGUUUCACUAUCUUCACUGUUUCUACACUCCCACUAUAAAGGCUGCCUACCCCCAUGGGAACUGAAAAGAUCUAAAAGUUGGUCCUUCAAGUAAGGAGAAGACGAAUGACCCCGAUCCAAGCUUGCUGACGAAGUUCCAUUCUUCGUUCGGUCAGAGGGACGAUAGUAGCCAUGGGAGGUCACUGAUUUGAGCUUUGAGCAUCUUUUUUUUUUUUCAGUCUCUGGUUUGAGCUGACUUGGGGGAUUCAUUGAUGAUUAUGUGGAGUUUGUGUAUUUUGGUAGGGCAGUAUGGUUUUCCAAUGCCAAUGUAUAUUAGUUGUUCAUCUUCUUCUCUUUGCAAAUCAUUGUUUUAGCA